Molecule: messenger RNA, 3126 nt
Organism: Monopterus albus (swamp eel)
Lineage: Eukaryota; Metazoa; Chordata; Actinopteri; Synbranchiformes; Synbranchidae
Gene: rad21b
Product: RAD21 cohesin complex component b
Exons: 14
Coding region: 149-2092 (647 amino acids)
Biological process (GO): sister chromatid cohesion; replication-born double-strand break repair via sister chromatid exchange
Cellular component (GO): cohesin complex
Molecular function (GO): chromatin binding; protein binding
Source: RefSeq, a predicted model, not a curated record
AUAACAAUUGAGCAACCUUCAUCUGAUGAAGAAGACUGUAUUUUAUGGUCAAAAGCUCAGGAAUAGGCCUUUUUUCAACAGCUGUUUCCAAGAUGGCCUGCCACCCUUCCCCUUCCCCUUUCCCUUGUGGUGAGACCACGCUGAGACGAUGUUUUACGCCCACUUUGUCCUCAGCAAACGUGGGCCACUGGCCAAAAUCUGGCUGGCAGCCCACUGGGACAAGAAGCUGACCAAGGCACAUGUGUUUGAGUGCAACCUGGAGAGCAGCGUGGAGAGCAUCAUCUCACCCAAGGUGAAAAUGGCUUUACGAACAUCGGGGCAUCUGCUGCUGGGGGUGGUGAGAAUCUACCAUAGGAAGGCCAAGUACCUGCUGGCAGACUGUAAUGAGGCCUUCAUCAAGAUCAAGAUGGCGUUUAGACCAGGUGUGGUGGAUCUUCCAGAAGAGAACAGAGAAGCAGCCUACAAUGCUAUCACUCUACCUGAGGAGUUCCAUGAUUUUGACCAACCACUACCAGACCUAGAUGAUAUUGACGUGGCUCAGCAGUUCAACUUGAACCAGAGCAGAGUGGAGGAGAUCACCAUGAGAGAGGAGGUGGGCAAUCUCAACCUGCUGCAGGACAAUGACUUUGCGGACUUCGGGAUGGAUGACCGUGAGAUGAUGCGGGAAGAAAGUGCGUUUGAGGUGGACAUCAUGGGAGCAUCAGCUUCCAACCUGCUGCUGGAGGCUGAGGGUGGGGCUAACCAGAUGGCUGACAAGUCCAACCACCUGGAUUAUGACGACCAGUACAAAGACGACUUCGGAGACAAUCCCAUGGAGAGCAAUGAGGGAGGCAUGCUGGUGGACAAGCUCCUGAGUAACGAAGAUGGGGGCGGCAUCUUUGAUGACCCUCCUGCCAUCGCAGAGAGUGUGAUGAUGCCUCAGGACCACGGAGAUGACGAUGAUGACUUUGAUGCCCUCUCAGCUGGAGCCCCAGAUAGUCCGGACUCAGACCCACCAGAGCCCCUACCUGCCAUGGCUGACCAGGCAGAACAAACCACCCUGGUUCACAACGAGGAAGAAACCUUUGCCCUGGAGCCCAUCGACAUCACAGUGAAGGAGACCAAAGCAAAGCGUAAAAGGAAGCUGAUUGUGGACAGCGUAAAAGAGUUGGAUAGUAAAACUAUUCGUGCACAGCUGUCUGACUACUCUGACAUCGUCACCACCCUGGAUCUGGCCCCUCCCACCAAGAAGCUGAUGAUGUGGAAGGAGACCGGAGGAGUUGAGAAGCUUUUCUCUCUCCCAGCGCAGCCUCUCUGGAAUGCUAGGCUGCUCAAGAUGUUUACGAGGUGUUUGACACCACUAGUACCAGAUGAGCUGAGGAAGAGGAGGAAAGGUGGGGAGGCCGAUAGUCUGGAUGAGUUCCUCAAGGAUCUGGAGAACCCUGAUGUGCCCAGAGAGGAAACAACAGGCCACCAGCCAAGAGACAUCAUGGACCAGACCAUCAUGGAAGAAGCCAGCGUUCUGCAGACUUCAGCUGUGGAGGGCAGCAGGACAACACUGGAUGAGUCCGUCAUGCCCCCUCCAUCCUCUCAACGAGGCCUGAAACGCAAGGCCCAGGACACUGAGCCAGCCCUGCCUAUGGGAGCCCUGGAUCAGCCACACCAACAACAGCAGCAGGGGUCUAGAGGCUCUGAUGUGCCCCAGCAGCUGGAGGCAUCAUCCAGUGUAGAUUUGCCCCCAGAGGAAACCACCACUACAAACAUCAGCCAGCUGAUAGAGUUGGACCUGCUUUCUGACAAGGACAAGAAGAAGGGUGAUGAUGAUUCUGAUGAAGAGGAGGAGGAGGCACAGGGAGGAGACCAGGACCAGGAGGAGAGGAGGUGGAACAAAAGGACCCAGCAAAUGCUUCAUGGUCUCCAGAGGGUGAUGGCCAAAACAGGUGCCCAGUCGGUGAGUUUGCUCGACCUGUGCAGGAACAACAACAGGAAGCAGGCAGCUGCCAAGUUCUACAGCUUCCUGGUUCUGAAGAAGCAGCAGGCAGUGGAGCUUGUCCAGGAGGAGCCUUACAGCGACAUUAUAGCUACACCUGGACCUCGCUUUCACAUCAUCUAGAAAACACAACUUUAGAGCGUGAAAAGGAUAAAAAACCUUCUCUAUACUCCUUACAUUUGGUCAAGACAAUACUGGCUGUCUUAUUUAUUAAUGUUCCUCAUGCAGUGGGGAGGAUUGAAGCUCCAAACAAUGGAUGAUUUUUUUCAGCAUAUUAUUUAUGUUCAUUACUAAAACUGGCUGCAUAGCUAAAAUUAACAAUAGGUAAGUUAAAUGGUGUGAGUACCCUGUGCUAAAGAAAGAUUGUGCUGUAUCUGCACCUUAUUGUUUAGAUCUCACACAUUUUGACAAGCACCACUUGUGUUGUACUAGCAUGACACCAAAGUUAAAAAGAGUUUCUCUGAAGACAUGUUUACAGUGGCCAACAACGGUGUGUUUAAACAGCGACAGCUCAAUCAACCGUGUCAUUUGGAGUCUCAUCUGUCUCACUACUCCAGGAAAGUUCUUGUGUACACAGACAUUAGCCAGAAGGAGCAUGUGCUGCAAGGGUACAAUUAAACAUUUACUAAGGUAGUGAUUUAUAGACUCAACCAGCAAUUCAUCCUUAUACAACUGUAGUGUAACACAAACUAUUCCAAGCUGGUGUUUUUACAAAUGCUUUGCUUGCAUUAUUGACUGUUCAUGCAGCAUAAGAGUCAGAAAAGUAUAGUUGUGUGCCAAAUCCAUACUCCAUACUAAUUUUAAAGAUUGCUCACACUAGAAAAAAGACAAAACAUACACAGAACUGUUAGUAUGCAUACUAAUAAUAAACAAAAGUUGGGUGUGAAGAUGAUGUACACCAUACACUAUUCUUCCACAAUGCAAAUGAAAAGAAAUAGAGGAGCUUCUCACAGCUGGAAAUAAUUUUAACUCUACCACCAUCACAUCAUAACAAAAUGAGGGAAUAUGUUUGGAAGAAUGAUGUUCAUCCCUCCAGAAGAGUUCCAGAGACUGGUGGAAACAAUGCCAGGGUGCAGUGAAGCUGUGCUAGUGGCACAUGGUGGCCCAACAGCUUACUAAGAAACUUUGUGGUUUUUCCUUUCAUUUGUCACCUAUUU